AUGAACACAAGUGAUGACUGCUGUGAGUUUCCUGGAAAUACCUCUGACAGCUUAACAUCUAGUAAUGAGCUUGUGUUAAUCCAGACAUGGAUUCGACUUGCCUUAGCUAUUUACUUUCAUGGGAAUCACGAGAUCAAAGAAACAUCUGGUACCCUGUUAACAAUAUGCCGUUUGAUAUGCAGAUACUAUACUGAUCCUUCUGGCACUUUCUGGCAAUGCAAUGCAAAAGCCAUUGGUUCUGGUUCAGAAGGUGCUGACAGCUCUUUGCAGGAGCAAUUCAACAAGGACCUCACCCUUAAGGAGGCUGAAACAAUUGCACUGUCAAUUCUAAAGCAAGUGAUGGAAGAGAAGGUGACUCCCAAUAAUGUUGAUAUUGCUAGGGUAUCUCCAACUUAUCAUCUCUACUCGCCUUCUGAGGUGGAAACUGUUAUCAGCCGCCUAUAAGAAGAAAGCUCUCUUGUUACGCUUGUUACCCAUUUCUCUAUUAUGGGCAAUCUUUACUUCCAACUGUUUUAGAAUUUGUGGAUUGUAUUGCCCUUUCUAGCAUGUUAAAUUAUUAGCAUUCUGACUCAUAGACAAAUGGUCAAUCCCUUUACGUUGCUUGGAAAUUCCCUAGGGUGGGAUGGAUUGUUUUCUGACGAGGUCUAAGAUUCAGGUAUGGUUGAGAAGAUACGUUUUCCAUAGAAAGGCUUGAGUUACUUUCUAUGCAAUAUUGUGUCUGACGAAAUGCUUAAAACUCCCCUAGAUGUGUCUGUUACCUAAAGAAAAAUAUGUUAUUAAUGGCCUUUUGUUAUGUGGCUCUUCAAGCGAGGGAAUUCUAUUAUUCCUUAGAAUGAGUUUGUAUUCAACACAGAAGCUCAUCCUUUGCCCAAUCAAAUGAAUUUCUUGAAGUUAAUGA
This is a messenger RNA of Nicotiana tabacum (common tobacco), 898 nucleotides long. NCBI's taxonomy places the organism in Eukaryota, Viridiplantae, Streptophyta, Magnoliopsida, Solanales, Solanaceae. The record is from RefSeq and is a predicted model, not a curated record.